GGGUGGGGGUGGAGCCGCCGCCGCCGCCAUUUUGUCGCCGUCACCGACCCGGUGAGAGGGAGCGCGGCUGGGCGAGAUGGUGAAGCUGUUCAUCGGGAACCUGCCGCGGGAGGCGACGGAGCAGGAGAUCCGGUCCCUCUUCGAGCAGUACGGGAAGGUGCUGGAGUGCGACAUCAUCAAGAACUACGGCUUCGUGCACAUCGAGGACAAGACGGCGGCCGAGGACGCCAUCCGCAACCUGCACCACCACAAGCUGCACGGCGUCUGCAUCAACGUGGAGGCCAGCAAGAACAAGAGCAAGGCUUCCACCAAGCUCCACGUGGGCAACAUCAGCCCGGCUUGCACCAACCUGGAGCUGCGGGCCAAAUUCGAGGAGUACGGGCCCGUCAUCGAAUGCGACAUCGUGAAGGAUUACGCCUUCGUUCACAUGGAGAGGGCGGAGGACGCGGUGGAGGCCAUCCGCGGGCUGGACAACACCGAGUUUCAAGGCAAGCGGAUGCGCGUGCAGUUGUCCACCAGCCGGCUGCGGACGGCGCCCGGGAUGGGAGACAAGAGCGGCUGCUACCGCUGCGGGAAGGAAGGGCACUGGUCUAAAGAGUGCCCGGUAGAUCGCCCGGGGCAAGUGGCGGACUUUGCCGAGGCCUAUAACGAGCAGUACGGAGCCGUGCGCACCCCCUACACCGCGGGCUAUGGGGAGACGGUCUAUUACGAUGAGGCCUACGGCGGGAUGGCCGACUACUACAAGCGCUACCGCGUCCGCUCCUACGCCACGGCCUCCGCGUACGACGCCUACGCGGAGCAGACCAUGGCCCAGUACUCCCAGUACGCCCAGUACUCCCAGGUCCAGUCCUCGGCCAUGGCCGCCACCACAGCCAUGGCCAGUCGCAUCCCCACCACCUUAGACGCGUACGAUAGAGCUCUGCUGCCGACCCCCGGCGCGGCGGCCGCCGUCGCCGCUGCCGCCACCGCCGCCGCGGCGGCCGCCUCCUCCACCUAUUACACCCGGGAUAGAAGCCCCCUGCGCCGCACGGCCGCCGCGGCCACCACCGUCGGAGAGGCCUACACGUACGAGCGGGGGCAACUGUCGCCGGUCUCCUCGGUGGCCCGGGCGUCCCUCUACGACAUGCAGCGGUUCGAGCGGGAUCCCUACGGGGAGCGAGCGCGGUACUCGGCGUUUUGAGCCCCCAGGUGAGCGGCGCCGAGGCUCCGCGGCGACGGAGGACGCUGGGGGGACGCCGGGGUGACGCCGGGCUUCCCUCCCCCGGCAGGAGGUGACGCCGCAGAGCAGCGGGGGACCCUUCUUCCCGCCUUCCCCCCCCCUCCAAAACCCUGGACGCCGCCAUGUCAGGUCAGACGCACCCCGGGUCGUCGUCGUCGCCGCCGCGCUCCCUCCCCCGUCACCGGGACCGCCGCGGGGGGGGGAAAACGGGGGGUGGGGGGGGAAGGCGGACCCCCCCA
Messenger RNA from Chroicocephalus ridibundus (black-headed gull), 1458 nucleotides. RefSeq names its product RNA-binding protein 4B-like. NCBI's taxonomy places the organism in Eukaryota, Metazoa, Chordata, Aves, Charadriiformes, Laridae. The transcript has 3 exons. Gene Ontology annotation, molecular function: mRNA binding; zinc ion binding. The coding region runs from base 77 to 1180 and encodes 367 amino acids. The record is from RefSeq and is a predicted model, not a curated record. Gene Ontology annotation, cellular component: nucleus.